UCGAUUACUUAGUAGAAUAAAAAUAGACGCGAUGCGUGAUAUUCAUCACUAAUUCAUCAAAAACAAAUUCAUUUGAUCACUUUGCGGUUAGAAAAAGUUAAGAUGUGAAUCUCUUGAUACGGAAUUUGUUCACGAAGAGAGGGUGCAGAUGCAGUACAGAUGGAGACGGGAUUGUCCGAGGGUCAGCACGAGUACCAGCACUAGCGGUCGGACGAAGAAGAAGGAGACGAAGAAGACAAGACAACGAGGAGCAUGGAGACAAGCGUGUCCGUUGCCGGCAUUGCGAGGAAGAUAGCCGUCUUGGGAAGCGGAAUUUCGGGAGCGGUAUGCGCCUCCACGAUCGCCAAGAGCGGAGCCUCCGUCACCAUCUUCGACGCCGCCCGAGGUCCCGGCGGCCGCAUGUCUCAGAGAAGAGAAACUACCGGAGAUGGAAAGGAGCUGUUGUUCGACCAUGGCGCUCCUUCCUUUAGUGUGAACAACUGUUCCGAAGCCUUCGGUCUAGUUUGCGAAUGGGAAUCGAGAGGCCUUGUUGCUGAGUGGAAGCAAAAGUUUGGUUCAUUCGAUUGCAUCACCAAAACAUUCACCGAGACAGAGCAGAAAGGAUCUGAUAGAAGAUACGUUGGUGUUCCUGGAAUGAAUUCUGUCUGUAGAGCAUUAUGCCAUCAGCCAGGUGUGGAAAGCAAGUUUGGGGUUGGUGUUGGGAGGGUGGACUGGUUGGAAGAAGAAAAUACGUGGAGAUUGACCAGUUUGGAUGGACAAAACCUUGGGCAUUUUGAGGGAGUGGUUGCAUCAGAUAAAAACAUCGUUUCUUCAAGGUUUACAAGUGUAACUGGAAGACCGCCGCCUUUAGACUUGAAUUUGGCUCCUGAUUUAGGCAACAAGGUGCAAGAUAUUUCAGUUAGUCCAUGUUUUGCAGUCAUGCUAGCAUUUCCAGAGCCUCUGUCUUGGAUACCUUUUAAGGGUUUCACAAUCAGAAACUCCAAAGUCUUAACCUGGGCUCAUUGUGACAGCUCCAAGCCAGGGCGAUCUGCUGCUAGUGAAAGAUGGGUACUGCAUUCGACUGCGGAAUAUGCCGAGACUGUAAUUGCAAAAACUGGACUCAAGAAACUUUCGGAUGCAAUAUUGACAAAGGUAGCUGAAGAACUGUUAGAGGAACUGCAGAACAUGGGACUGAAUGUACCUCAGCCUUUCUUUAAGAAAGCCCAUAGGUGGGGAAGUGCCUUUCCUUCAACGAGUGUGGCUGCGGAAGAGAAGUGCCUAUGGGAUAAGAAACGGAGGCUCGCCAUAUGUGGAGAUUUCUGUGUCAGUCCCAAUGUUGAGGGUGCUAUAAUCAGUGGCGUGGCUGCGGCUUCCAAGCUGACCGAAAUGUUUAGCUGCUUGUAGUGAUCGUUCCAUCUUAAUGCGUGCGGCAUAGUAGGUGCAGCCACUAAAGCAGUGUGUCGAGGGCACGAUCUAUAUCUGGUCAAUCGAUUUACGUGAUCAACAGAUAAAAAAAGGAUGCAUUUGUACGCAUCUCUACUUGUAUUACAACAUUUCUGUCUUUGGUGUAAUGCCAAUCAAAGGAGCUACUUCCAUGGCAGCUCAAUAUCGCUGUACUGUAAACUACAUAGGCAUUGUCGGAGUGCAAUCUGCAUCGACCCUUUUGUCAA
Syzygium oleosum is the source of this 1649-nucleotide messenger RNA. RefSeq lists its product as uncharacterized. NCBI's taxonomy places the organism in Eukaryota, Viridiplantae, Streptophyta, Magnoliopsida, Myrtales, Myrtaceae. The transcript is spliced from 10 exons. The coding region runs from base 253 to 1383 and encodes 376 amino acids. The record is from RefSeq and is a predicted model, not a curated record. Gene Ontology annotation, molecular function: oxidoreductase activity.